Molecule: messenger RNA, 909 nt
Organism: Striga asiatica
Lineage: Eukaryota; Viridiplantae; Streptophyta; Magnoliopsida; Lamiales; Orobanchaceae
Source: the annotation of a GenBank genome assembly
CAUAACAACUCUACUACAUUCAAACUGGUUUGGAUGCUCUGGAAGAGUCGAGAAGGAACUCUAACUCUACUUGAUCGACUGUUGGAAAUAGACCGAGCAAUGGAAAAUCCCAGGGAAGAGGAUAUUGCGCUUGUGAGAUACUGCAAAAAAUGCAACUGUAAUUAUGAUGGUCCUGCACGCACGCAUUGUGAGUUGGAUGAAAUGUUUCAGGUUUCUAUCUUACUAUCUUUGCAUAUAUCGUCUCUUUAUGACAUCUACACUAUUUCGUCUCAACAAAAGAAGAAAUCUGCUCUGAAUCAAUUCUUUUGGAAUUUGUCACGUGAAGACAAAAGUUCUAGUUUGUCUGCUGAACACAAAGAUGAUGGAAAGAAGAGGGAUGCGGGAGAGAAAGUGGCGGUUCGUUAUUGCAUUAUCGAUCUGCUUUGUCGAAGCUUAUUACGUCCUGGCUCUUUGGGAAUCCUUGAAAAAGAGAGAAUGUUGACAGCAAGAAAACAGCUUGAUCUUCUUGAGGCCCUGCGCAAGGAGUAUGCUGUAGCGAGAUCUUUAGCAAUUGCUCAGGCACAAGUUUUUCGUGCUCAUGAUGAACUAAUGAUGGCUACGUCAAGGUUACGCCUUAGAGAAAACGAGGAUGAUAAAUCUAUUGAUGCUUCAAGUUCAGAAGAGUUGGAUAUAGCUAGUGUUGAAAACUCUAGCAAAAAGUUUAUAGCGUUAGGUUCAUUGUCACGUAUAAAAGGGCAACUUCGCUACUUGAAGGAUUUGGUGCAAUCAAAUCAACACUCGAAAUCAGAAAUCCCGAUUACCUUGUCUGUAAGUGAAGCCACAUUGCCCUCGGCCAAUGGAAGAAGCAUAAUAAGAGUAGAUUCAGUAUCAUGCCCAGUUUGUCAAGAGAAGCUAGGUAGUCAGAAAAUG